Messenger RNA from Cercospora beticola, 1192 nucleotides. RefSeq lists its product as uncharacterized. NCBI's taxonomy places the organism in Eukaryota, Fungi, Ascomycota, Dothideomycetes, Mycosphaerellales, Mycosphaerellaceae. The record is from RefSeq and is a predicted model, not a curated record.
CGAGUUGCUCCACUCGCAUUGCUGUUGACUCGACCAUGCAUUUGAGGUAGCAUAACAUUCCUAGCAUAACAACAUGGAACAAUCAGUAUGGGCAGACUCGAAGGUGGCAGAAAAUGACGCACAGGAAUCGACAAGCGCUUUCGCGCAGACUGGUUCACAGCAGGAUGACCUAUUCGACGAUGUCGUUCCCGUUCCCGAGCAGGAAUCAAUGCGAUUGCGAUCAGACGACGACCUGUUCAGCGAAGACUUCACACCUGUGCCACAGGCUCAAGUAGAGCCAGCGAAACCAUCGCCGCCUGAUGCGCGUCCUACCGAAGCUCCAGCAACGCGAGGCAGAGGACGGGGAAGAGGUCGAGGCUCUCGCGAGGGCAAAGAUGGGCAGACGAGGAAUACGCCACAAACACGCGGGAGAGACAAUACUGGUCCCAGGGCGAGACGUACCGACGAUGCGGGUACAAGCAGCACCACGUCACAGCCGCAGACACAAACACAAAACCAAGCGCCAGAGAACGCACCUGCCGGACCACGGCGAGGUGGCGCUCGCGCUGUUCGUGGUGACCGGCAGGACACAGGUGGUGUCCGCAGACCCAAAUUGACCGAGGAAGAACUGGCAGAGAAGAUGGCUCGCAUCCAAAUCAAGAAUGCAUCAUUAACUGCAGCACAUGCUCGAGCAGAGGCCGACGCAGCAUCGUUCGCCGAGCGCGAACAACAAGCAAAGAAAGUGGCCGAGGAGCGAAGAAGUCAGGAAAAACGAGAUCGUCAACAAAUGAUGGGCGAGCGAGAGAAAAAUCGAAUGCGGAAGCUCAAAGCGAUGGAGGGUAGAGAAUGGGACGCAGAGAAGCAAGAGCAAGACUUUGCUAAAGGCUCGAAAUUCGAUAAGCCCGGUGCGUUUGCUGGCGAUCAGAAGGAUUAUAGUGAUGGGCGAGAAUAUUUGUACCGAGAACCUCGGGGCUCACAUAGAGGCGGACGUGGUGGAAAUCGUUCACAACCUGCGACACAAACGGUUCCGACCAAGGAGGAGUUCCCUGCUCUGGCGCCUCAAAAGGAUACGAAAACAGCAGCAUCGAAGGGGGAUGUAACGUCGGCGGCCGGCGAAGCGACAAAAGGUUCAUGGGCUGAGCAAGUAGAGUCCUCUAUAGGGUCAUGAUGUGACAUUGUCAUUUGCAUGAACAAAAAGCAUUCGUAUUGCGCC